Molecule: messenger RNA, 2571 nt
Organism: Kwoniella mangroviensis CBS 8507
Lineage: Eukaryota; Fungi; Basidiomycota; Tremellomycetes; Tremellales; Cryptococcaceae
Product: pre-mRNA-splicing factor CEF1
Exons: 9
Coding region: 1-2571 (856 amino acids)
Biological process (GO): mRNA splicing, via spliceosome
Cellular component (GO): Prp19 complex; spliceosomal complex
Source: RefSeq, a predicted model, not a curated record
AUGGUGAGUGAACAACUUGUGUCCGUCCGUAUCAUCAUCAAAGGUGGUGUCUGGAGAAACACGGAGGACGAGAUCUUGAAAGCUGCUAUCUCGAAGUAUGGGAAGAAUCAAUGGGCUCGUAUAUCAUCACUUCUAGUCCGUAAAACACCGAAACAAUGUAAAGCAAGAUGGUAUGAGUGGUUAGAUCCUUCCAUCAAGAAGGUCGAAUGGUCAAAGACGGAAGAUGAAAAGCUACUACAUCUCGCCAAGUUGAUGCCUACACAAUGGCGUACGAUAGCGCCUAUAGUCGGAAGAACAGCAACUCAAUGUUUGGAAAGGUAUCAGAAAUUGUCAGACGACGCGGAAGCCAAGGAUAACGAGGAGCUGGGAUUGGGUGCUGGCGAAAAUGUAGAAGCUAGACCUGCAGCUGAUGUGAGAGGUUUGAAACCUGGUGAAAUUGAUACGGAUCCUGAAACGAGGGCGGCAAGACCUGAUCCCAUAGAUAUGGAUGAUGAUGAAAAAGAAAUGUUAUCCGAAGCAAGAGCGAGAUUGGCGAAUACCCAAGGUAAAAAAGCCAAGAGGAAAGCUAGAGAAAGACAAUUAGAAGAAGCUAGAAGAUUGGCUUUCUUACAGAAGAAGAGAGAGUUGAAGGCGGCUGGUAUCAACCUUCGACCUAAAACCAAGAAGAAGGGUAUGGACUACAACGCCGAUAUCCCGUUCGAAAAGCAACCCGCACCUGGAUUCUACGAUGUGGCGGAGGAGAAUGCCAAAGUGUAUGCAGCCCCUGUCGGCCAGUCGCUACGAGCUUUAGAGGGAAAGAGGAAGCAGGAACUAGAAGAAUUGGAAGAGAAGAAGAAACGACAGAAGGGUAAUGAUGGAAAGAGCAAUCAGACCGCGCAGUUCGUUCAGGCGAGAGAAGCACAAAUCAAGAAGCUGAAGGAACAAGAACAAAUCAUUAGAAGGAGGAAGUUGAAUUUACCAAUGCCUCAAGUCGGAGAGCAAGAAUUGGAGGAUAUAGUGAAGAUCGGUCAAGCUGGUGAAUUGGCGCGGGAGCUUGUUGGAGGUGAAGGAUCUGGAAGCAAAGCUACUGAAGGAUUACUGGGAGAAUACGAGAGCUUAGGUCAAGCUAGGAUGGCAAGGACACCUAGAACAGGUCCUCAGCAGGACAACGUUAUGGCCGAAGCUCGAAAUCUUCGAAACAUGCUUAACGCUCAGACCCCUCUUCUCGGUGAUGAGAACACUCCUUUCCACGGUGGUGAUACUGGCGGAACUGGUUUCGAAGGUGCUACUCCCCGACAUGGUGUCGCUCCUACUCCCAAUCCCCUUGCUACCCCUGCUCGUGGCGGAGUACUUGCUACUCCACGAACUGUUGGUGGUGUAGGUGCUACUCCCUCACGAACACCACGAGAUAACCUUAGUAUCAACGAUGGCGAGUCAUACUAUGGCGAAACACCUCGAGAUGAGAAACGACGUAUAGCCGACGCUCGACGAGCAUUGAAGGCAGGUUUCGCCGCUUUGCCUAAACCCGAGAAUAACUUCGAACUUGCCGAGACGGAAGAAGAUGAAGAGGAAGAGGACCAGGCGGUACCGCUCUCUGAAGAAGAUGCAGCUGAAAGAGAUAGACGAUUGAAGGCUGCAAGGGAAUUAGAGGAGAAAUUAGAACUGGAAAGACGAAGUACAGUGGUGAAGCAGAAUCUACCUCGACCAGUCAACGUCAAUACUUACAAGAUUCUGGAAGAGUUGAACUCGGUCGAAGCUGAUGCGGACUCCGCCAUGGUAGCUGCCUUCAGAAUGGUCAACUUGGAAGUAGCCAUGUUGAUGAAACACGAUUCGAUCGCUCAUCCUCUUCCCGGCACUUCCACACCUGGUGGAACCGCCUCAGAUUAUGAUAUGCCUGAAGAUGAUUUCGUUGCCGCUGCUAAACAAGCUAUACAUAGCGAAUUAGCUGGUCAAUUGGGUCUACCGGGUGCAAGCGACGAACAACUUAAAUUAGCCAUCUCAUCGAAUUUCUCGGAAGAUCAAGAUCAAAAUGCCAAUGAUUUCUCCGCGAGUUGGUCUUCUCAGGAUACCCAAGAGAAUUUGAUAUAUUCACCUACACUUAGGAAAUACGUCGAGAAGUCUUCUUUGUCCGAAGAUGAAUUGAGGGAAUGUUUUCUAGCCAAUAUCGAGCUCACAAAGGAAAAAGUCAUAAGUGAAGCUACGAAAGCUUCCAAGGCUGAGAAGAAAUUGGCCAAACAGUUGGGUGGAUAUCAGAUGAUCAAUUCGAAACAUAAAUCGAAGAUAUCAGAAUUGAUGGAGGAGAUACAACAGUCCAAGAGGGAUUACGAGACUUUCCAAAUGUUAAGGACGAUUGAGGAAAGUGGUACACCGGCGAGAUUGGAGAAGAUCAAAGAUGAGGUGGAUAUCUUGCAGAGGAAAGAAAGGGAUUUGCAAGCUAGAUAUGCGGAAUUAAUCGAUGAGAGGAGAGAGAGGUUAUCGAAAAUUGAACAGCUCGAGGAAGAUAAGAUGGUACUUCAAGCUCAAGCCGCACUCGAUGCUCAAGGUUGUGAAAUUGAAGUUAACGGUGAUGACGUUGAGAUCAAUGGGAAUUAG